Messenger RNA from Aplysia californica (California sea hare), 3625 nucleotides. RefSeq lists its product as uncharacterized. Bases 317 to 3307 code for a protein of 996 amino acids. The record is from RefSeq and is a predicted model, not a curated record. The transcript is spliced from 7 exons. Lineage: Eukaryota; Metazoa; Mollusca; Gastropoda; Aplysiida; Aplysiidae. Gene Ontology annotation, molecular function: protein binding.
CCAUCCUCGGCGUUUACCUGUAGAGCGACGAAAGACUUUAGGUCUAGAAACUAAGCAUUGAGUCUACCCUGUGCUACACACUUGCACUCCUCACGCGCACAGGUAAAGCAGAUGUCGGCUCACCCCAUAGACUUACAUCGUAGAAUCGUAGGCUACACAAGAACCUAUCGACAGCCCUCGGAGCUGUGUGUUGCAUGCACAGGAGAGUCCGCAGUGAAUUGUUCCAGAUACGCCCGUGAACAGACAGUAGGAGGAAAGGAAUUCUUCCUGCACUUGAAAACAGCUUGGACUUUUCCCGCUCGUCAACUGAAAUCCAAUGUCCUCCAAGACCAAGUGCGAGGGUGGGGGGCUCGCCCAGAUGAUGUCCUUCGACUGUCUAGGCUUCCUACCUGGAGAUGACGUCAUCCAGGCCAUGGAAAUCGAGCUGAUGAAAAGAUGGGGACUCUCCAUUGAUUUCAAACAGUCCGACUCGCCGCCUAAAGCAAUAGGGGGAAAAAAUCGAACGAACCGAGAUACCACUGAACUUGAGCAAGCCGCGAAUGAAGUUACUGAAUCAACUGCCAUGAAAGAAAAGGCUGAAGUACAGAAGACAGAAUGUAACGGUAGUGAGGGCAGCAUUGAUACUCCCACUAGCGUCGGCAGUAGUUCACGUACAAAUCUUGUUUCUGAUAGCUCGGUUGCAAAUGACGGAAACGUCAUGGGACACGUGGUGGCCUCAAAAACAGCAGGAAAUAACGUUGAAGAGAAUGUGCAGAGACUUUAUGAUGAAGCGGUAGAGAUUUUGAAGAAAGGGAACUACUGCGACAGUCUCAUACUCGUAGACGACGCCCUGGAGUUGAUCGGUCCAGAUGACUGGCCCAGUUGUCGUCCGCGGUGGUGGAUUCUCAAGGCCAAGGUCCUCAAUGCCAUGGGGGAUCAUGUGGAAGCUUUGAGGUCACUUCAAAAAGUCAAAAUCAAAGACAGAUCAGAGGACGCCUGGAUAGAGGGAGCCACCGCCCUUGGAAAGCUUGAACUGCACGUGACAUCAGAGGUCUGGUUGAAGAAAGCGCUGCUGAGUUGUAUGAAACCUGCGGGUGGUGAGCAGAGGACAUGUCCAAGGAAACUCACACACAUGCUGCAGGCUGUGCGCUCUGGGAGAAUCUACGACCCUCUUGUCAAGGACACGCCGAUAGAGAUCAAUUUUACGGGAAAUGGCCGGGAAGUCCGAGCAGAACGGAAGAUUUCUCGAGGCGAGACCAUCUUCAAGGAACUGCCAGAGAUUCUUGACCAGAGCAUCUCUUCUCACAAACGCACCGCCUGUGACCGCUGUGGCCGAUCACUGGUCAAGCCAGAGGAUAUAUUUUCCAAGGGUCAUCUGGCUUGUGCGGAGCUACAAAAAGCCUUCAAACGGUUUUGGCCAAAGAAAACCCCAGUGUCAUGUGGCUCGUGUGAUCGAGUGGUUUACUGCAGCGACUCAUGCCGGCUGGAAGCUUGGGGCAGUUAUCAUCGUGCCAUCUGCCCGUCUUCACCGGAAACAACUGCAGCCAUGUUGUAUGACGUCAGAAAGUCCUUCCGGGAUGUCAUGGCGUCAGACGGCUCUAGCUGGCAAGGCUGGUGGAACAACGAGUUCAGCCCGACGCUCAUGGCCAAAGUUUGGGCCUCGAUAAUGUGUCAAGCAAAGUUAUUGGCCGCUUCUGAUGGCAGAGAAUCUGCUACCAAAUCUGAUUGGUUUACUGCUGGGUCUCAGUUUGAAAAGUACAGCACCAGUCGCGAUGAACCGGUGAAAGAAGUCGUACCCAAAAUGUUUGAGCUCCUCAACUGCCAUUUCAGACGAUGUAAAGUUCUGCAUUACGAUAUAACUGAGAAGAAUUUCAACCGGAAGUACCACCAAAUCGCGACAAACUACAUCACAUUCUAUGACGCAUCCGACCCUUUGCGGAAAUUUGUCGAUAAAGUGACCACGGACAACAAAAUGUACAAAAGGAUUGGGAAGUAUUUCCACGAACCACUACCCAAAGCUGAGUUUCACGGAUUAUUCCCCAUGGCUUCUUGUCUGAAUCACAGCUGCGCUCCGAACGCAAUGUUGGAGUGUGUUGACGUUGACGGCCGGCCAGGAAUCAGGAUUAUCGCCACCUCAGACAUAGACAACGGGGAGGAGAUCCGUAUCAGUUACGUGGAUUCACGCCUUGAACGUAAAGAAAGACGUCGCAAGUUGUUGAAGCGAUUUGGAUUCUUAUGCCAGUGUUUGAAAUGCCAGCACGAGGGGGAUUUCCCUGAAGUUUGCACGUACUGUGGGAAAAACGCUGACAUCACCGACCGUGAAAGCAUCCAAGCCACUGCUUCCGGUGCUAAGACUGUCAACGUCACCGCUACCGUUAUUGACAACGUCACCGCUACCGAUAUUGAGAGUGACAACGUCACCGCUACCGGUACUAAGAGUGACAACGUCACCGCUACCGGUACUGAGAGUGACAACGUCACCGCUACCUGUACUGAGAGUGACAAUGUCACCGCUACCUGUACUGAGAGUGACAACAUCACUUGUACUGAGAGUGACGACAUCACUUGUACUGAGAGUGACAACGUCAGCGCUACCAGUACUGAGAGUGACAACCUCAGCGCUUCUGGUACUGAGAAUACCCAAACCUCGAGCCUUACAGAGGAUGCAGCGGCUGAGCGUAGAACGCCGGGAGGUGGCGACGCCAAAAUCACAUCAGCGCUGGCAGCAGGUGCAGAUUCAGAGUCAGCGAGUGACACGAGCAGUUGCAGCUUGCAAACAGAAGAACAAGCCUCCAUAGAAGGAGAAAGAACAAAAUAUAAACCGGAAACAAACCAAGAACCGAAAAAAAUCGACUCGAAACCAGAGAAACAAAUGGACGAUUCACAAAAGGGUAGUGCCAACGACAGUGAAACCCGGGCAGCAGAAACGAACUCUACUAACUCUAAAUCCGUGAGUGACUCAUCGGAUGAGGUGAAGACAGCAGCGGUUGGAGUGGAACCUAUAAUCAGCGACAGUAAAACCCAGGCAGCAGAAACGAACUCUACUAACUCUAAAUCCGUGAGUGACUCAUCGGAUGAGGUGAAGACAGCAGCGGUUGGAGUGGAACCUAUAAUCAGCGACAGUAAAACCCAGGCAGCAGAAACAAACUCUACUAACUCUAAAUCCGUGAGUGACUCAUCGGAUGAGGUGAAGACAGCAACGGUUGGGGUGGAAGCGGCAAAGAAAUUCCCCACCUGUGGUCGAUGCAAGAAGGCGUGGUACUGCUCGCAGCGCUGUCAGAAGGAAGCAUGGAAGAAGGGGCACAAGAAGAUUUGCGUCAAAGUUUGACUCGAAAGAUACGGUAUUGGUGUCAUCGUCAUCGUUUUCACGGAAGUUAAGAAUACGUUUGGGUCAUAAUUUGUCUCGAAAUCGAAAGACGUGGGCAUUUUGUGUCAAAAGUUUGGGGCGAAAGAAUGCAACGGGAUUUGUGCCAAAUUUAGUCUCGUAGAUUUCUCUUGUUAAUAAUUGGUGUCUUAUUCUGUUGUUUCUUGCUUUGCAUUGUGCGUUAGUCUGUGACAAUUGCCAUGAAGGCUCGCGAGUCGAGGGAGGGGAGAGAAAGUGAGAAAAGAAGAGAAGAGAGAAAGACAGACAGACAGACAGACAGAC